AUGGUGGCGGGCAAAAUGUUUCCCAGCCCUGAGUCUCAAGAGCGCGGAUCACGCGUGCGAAGGAGUUCAGCCAAACAACAGGCUUUGGACGCUGCUGCCCAAGGGAAAGAAGUGAGGAAGACAACAAAGUAUGCCACCCUCGCGCUGCGUGGGCGGCAAGCCCUUGAGGAGCUUAACGAUUUCAAUCGCAUGGAUCCCGAGUCUGAGGAGAGUGAUGCCAGUGGUGAUGAGCUCAAUAACGGACACUCAGAAACAACUUCGUUCUCAUUCCGUGCAGUGCCUCUUAACGGCAAAAGCAUGCCCGCAACAGCACAAACUCCCAUCCAGUAUGGUCAACAAGAAACUCAGCGGGUCGCUCCUAAGCUCACGGCUCGAAGCCAUCACAUCACACCCCCGAUGCCAUCUUCUCCUCAAAUUGACCCCAUACUACUCAAUGACGAGGGCAUAGGCUUCGAUGUUCAGCAGACGUGCCCGCUUCUGCAAGAGCAUGGCCAACACCCAGCAGGUGUCAAACGGACCGCAUCAGCUCUGGCGACACCAGACAGCCUCCAGGUGGUACAAAAGGUAAAGAUUGGUGAUGGUGGGAGUCGCGGGCGGAUUCGAUCCAGCGACUUCGAUGGGCUGUACUCUGCUAUCGUCCAACUGGCUGUCACCCACUAUCAGUGUAUCUUGACUAAUUCUUCGAUCUACCCAAGUGAGACCGAAUGUCGUGACUGGUCCGCCAUGGCAUGGAAUGCAGCGUGCCGUGCCAACGGAGUGAAAAUAGAGUAUGACGAGGAUGCCUACAAGUUGAUAACUUCCCGUGGUUCUAAUUUACGGAGCGACUUGAAGAAUCUCAUGCGACCACUCGUUGAAGCCGAGUAUGGCUUUGUCAACGAGAAGACACCCGACGCCAUCAAGACAAAUGCAGCGCUAGCGCUAGCGGCACUCACAAACCGCAAGACAUUGACAUACAAGGUAUGA
Messenger RNA from Suillus clintonianus, 963 nucleotides. RefSeq lists its product as uncharacterized. The coding region runs from base 1 to 963 and encodes 320 amino acids. The transcript is spliced from 6 exons. NCBI's taxonomy places the organism in Eukaryota, Fungi, Basidiomycota, Agaricomycetes, Boletales, Suillaceae. The record is from RefSeq and is a predicted model, not a curated record.